UAAGAAUUGGUACUGUAUGGAAAGUUUAUAAUUUGUUUCUUUAUUUUUUGGAAAUAUUUCAGGAUUUGCACACAAAACACGCUUCAUGGAUUAAAGCAUAAAAUACCUAAGAAUAUUUAAAAUACAAUUUCUAUGCUUGGAUUUAUUGAUAUUGAUAUUCAUUAUAUUGUAUGUUUUUAUUUUGUAAGUGUCAAUUGGAGUAUGAGUAUCUUGUUAACAAAAAAAUAAGUUCGGUGAAUACAAGAUUUAAAAUUGCCAAUGCAUAAAUGACAGCUGCAUAAUAAGGGACAGGGGUGCUUAUUAACAGAAAUAUUUUCUAAGAAGAAAAUAAAAAAUUAUGAGCGAACCCAUAGAACAUAUACUAAAAGGACAAACCGAAGGUGGUCAUGUCAUGAGACUCGUGAGUCAUCUAUCUAUUGCGAUGCUCAUGAUUUUGAUGUUGAUUCUAAUGUCGGAUGUAGUCGGAUGCGACUUGACGUGACUGCUCUUAUUCUGAUUCGUUCUGGCUAAAUUUUAUCGAUAAGUGAAUAAAAUAGCUAGUUCCUCUACAACUUUCGAAAAUGACGACACUUAGGCCCUUCACGUGCAACGAUUUGUUCAAAUUCAAUAAUGUGAAUUUGGAUCCACUCACAGAAACAUAUGGGCUUUCAUUUUAUAUGCAUUAUCUUUCACAUUGGCCGGAAUACAUUCAAGUAGCAGAAUCUCCAAGUGGUGAAAUUAUGGGUUACAUCAUGGGUAAAGCUGAAGGCCAUGGGGAAAAUUGGCAUGGACAUGUAACAGCUCUCACAGUUUCUCCUGAUUAUAGAAGGCUGGGUCUUGCUGCAAUGUUGAUGAAAUAUCUCGAGGAUGUGUCGGAAAAGAAACAAGCAUAUUUCGUGGAUCUCUUUGUCAGAGUGAGCAACAAAGUGGCUAUUGCAAUGUACCAACAAUUAGGAUAUAUCGUGUAUAGGACAGUAUUAGAAUAUUACAAUGGAGAUCCAGAUGAGGAUGCAUAUGAUAUGAGAAAAGCCCUAUCAAAAGAUGUGAAAAAGAAAUCUAUGAUUCCAUUAACACAUCCUGUAAGACCGGAAGAGGUGGACUGAAACAUCAAACUUCUUGCAUUGGCAAAAGCUGAAAAGUAACACAAAUCUACACAAAUCAUCCGUACAAAUUAUGAUAUAAUGACGUAAAAAAUAAAUCUAAUACCUAAAAUUACAAA
Messenger RNA from Monomorium pharaonis (pharaoh ant), 1198 nucleotides. RefSeq names its product N-alpha-acetyltransferase 20 (gene Naa20A). Gene Ontology annotation, molecular function: protein-N-terminal amino-acid acetyltransferase activity. Gene Ontology annotation, cellular component: NatB complex. The record is from RefSeq and is a predicted model, not a curated record. Bases 561 to 1082 code for a protein of 173 amino acids. NCBI's taxonomy places the organism in Eukaryota, Metazoa, Arthropoda, Insecta, Hymenoptera, Formicidae. The transcript is spliced from 6 exons. Gene Ontology annotation, biological process: N-terminal peptidyl-methionine acetylation.